GGCCCCGGCACCUGCCGAGCGGGGUCGGAGCUUCGGCGGCAGCCCCGGGGGCCGCGGGCUGGGGCGCGGGGAAGGCGGCUCUGAAGCAGGAGUGAAAUCGACUCCGACGGCCGGCAGCGUGUUUCCGUUUUCACUGGGGUGCCGUGGAGCCGCCUUCCCCCUCCGGGCCGCCCCGCUGCGACUCGAGCAGCGCCCCCAUCCCAGUGCCGGGGGGCGCCGGUCGGGACCGUCUGCUGCACCCGAGCCCCUCCCCCCCAGCCCAGCGCCCCUCCUGCACCCCGAGCCCCCAUCCCCCACCCCACACCCCAACCCCCUGCCCAGCCCAGCGCCCCUCCUGCACCCGAGCCCCCAUCCCCCACCCCACACCCCAACCCCCUGCCCAGCCCAGAGCCCCUCCUGCACCCGAGCCCCCCCAUCACCAGCCCAGAGCCGUGAGGCCACGCUGCAGCUGGGGCCUUGCCAGUGCAGCUGCCAGGUCAGGCCGUGCCUGGCGGCCUACGCUGCCCCGACAUGAACUCCCCGGCCGUGGUGGGGCCUGACAAGCUCUGCCCAGGCUGGGCAGCCGCUCGCAGGGAGUUCCCCUGGGCUGCGGAGCGAAGCACGCACUGUGCCUAGCUCCGAGGGCCGCCGAGCCCUAGCAGGCGGGGACGCGGCCUGGGACGGGAAGUAGCAAAGCGCGGAAGCUGAGAAUCGGCUGCGGGGUGCCUCAGCAGCGAGCGCUCAGCCCGUGCGGAGCAGUGGCACAGCCGGCUCUGCCGCCGGGCCGCGGAUUCCCUCUCCCUCCUCUGCCAGGAAGGAAGCUGGGAUGUUCCUGACUCUGAUCCUCCUGCUCUCUGGCCGCAGCCAGCGAGCCAUGGCCGCCCAGAGCCCGCAAGGCGUGGAGUGCAUAGUCUUCAACGAUCAGUACCUGACCUGUAUGUGGGGCAGCAAAGCAACACUGACAGCCAAUUACUCACUCUAUUACUGGUACAUUCCCCCAAGGAGUGAAAACCACAUGCCAGUUGAGGAAUGCAAGCACUACCUCCAGGAGGAGGGCAUCAACACAGGCUGCUGGUUCAACCACAGUGAGAUCAUCCAGUUCCGCCCCUUCUACAUCCACGUCAACGCCAGCCAUGGGGGCAGGAGCCUCAUCAUCCCCACCAAAGGCAUGAAGCUGCAGGACCUAGUGAAACCCGCUCCACCAGUGAACCUGACCAUCCAGAACAUAAGCAAUAACCAGCUGCAGCUGACCUGGGACUCCAUGUACCUCAAGCCCCGCUGCUUGGAAUAUGCUGUCAAAUACAAAAGCAACCAGGACACCAGCUGGACGGAGCACUUGGUCAGUGGCAAGAUCUUCUCCUUCCCUAGCGUGGACUACGAGAAGUAUUACACCUUCUACGUGAAAAGCAAGAUCAAUCAGUACUGCGGCACCACCCAGCUCUGGAGCGAGUGGAGUGUCCCAGUGUUCUGGGGCAACAAUGUAACAGACCAGGGUGCGGCCGAGGAGCAGGCACCAUGGUUCUGGAUUCACGUGGUUCUCCCCACUGCCUCUUCGAUGCUCUUCCUAGUCCUUCUCAUUCUGCUGAUUCGAAUGGAAAGAGUCUGGGUCAUUCUCAUGCCCAGAAUCCCCAACCCCAGCAAGAACUUUGAAGAGCUCUUCAACACCCACCAGGGGAACUUCCCGGAAUGGGCCGGAGUCUCCAAGGACAUCAUGGAGAGCUUUAAACCUAACUACAGUGAGAGCUUCUGCUACAUCAGCGAGCUGCCCCCCAAGGAGAGCAGCACGCCCCUCUGGGAGGGCCGUGACAAGCUGAGGGCUCCCCCAGGGCGCUCCUCAGCCCCAGCCUCCAGCAGCAGCCCUGGGCUGAGCCUCUCCAAGAACAGCUACAUGGGAGUGUGACAUUACUAGCAGGAGUCGGGAUUGUCUGCUUCUAGCUUCUCUCCUCACGCUGCACCCGCACCCUCCUUGCCCCACCCCAACGCCUUCCCCAUCCACCCCAGCACCCCUCCCUCAUCCUCAGACAUCUACCCCUCCCCAUCCACCCCAGCACCCCUUGCCCAGUGCCUCAAGCACUUCCCCCAGCCCCCAUCUGCAAGCAUACACCUCUUUCCACAUACAUGACUCGCCCCUCAUCAUUCUUUCAGUGCCCCCACACAUGCACUUUGCAUCCCUGCCAGCCGCCACGCGGCUCACCAGCGUAAGGCUCCUGGCCGUGUGGAGGCUGUGCCCUGAACAUUUGCCCUGCUGGGCCUUGCUGCCCCUACUGCUCCCCACAUUCUGCCUGGACUGAUCAGGGCCCUGGCGGAGGAGCUCUCUGGCUGGUGAUUGUGCAGCAGAUUUACAGAUAAAUAAAAACAGUCUCACCCAA
Molecule: messenger RNA, 2348 nt
Organism: Dermochelys coriacea (leatherback sea turtle)
Lineage: Eukaryota; Metazoa; Chordata; Testudines; Dermochelyidae
Gene: IL2RG
Product: interleukin 2 receptor subunit gamma
Exons: 8
Coding region: 806-1879 (357 amino acids)
Biological process (GO): cytokine-mediated signaling pathway
Cellular component (GO): membrane; external side of plasma membrane
Molecular function (GO): cytokine receptor activity; protein binding
Source: RefSeq, a predicted model, not a curated record